UGCUUUUUAAUCACUGGAACUAAUAUAGGCUAUCCGCUGUGUCUGCUGAUAUGUCAUGAGUGUUAUGUAUAUUUAAGUGGGUGUCACCGUAGUUCUUGUAAUUUAAAUUAUUUUGUUACAUUAAUAUUCAGAUCGCCUAUUUUUUAUAUUUAUUCGUGGAACACCUUACUCAUAUCCAAAAAUGUCUGAACAGCAGCUGGACUGUGCUUUAGACUUGAUGCGAAGACUUCCACCGCAACAGAUUGAAAAAAAUUUGAGCGACCUCAUCGAUUUGGUGCCAAGUCUUUGCGAAGAUUUACUCUCCUCUGUUGACCAGCCAUUAAAGAUAGCACGUGAUAAAACUCUUGGCAAAGAUUAUUUGCUAUGUGACUACAAUCGAGAUGGAGAUUCUUAUAGAUCUCCGUGGAGUAACACAUAUGAUCCACCCUUAGAUGAUGGAGCCAUGCCUUCUGAUAGAUUGCGAAAAUUAGAGAUUGAUGCAAAUGAAGCUUUUGAUCAAUAUCGUGAGAUGUAUUUUGAAGGAGGUGUAUCUUCAGUAUACCUGUGGGAUUUAGAGCAUGGAUUUGCUGGUGUUAUAUUGAUAAAGAAAGCUGGAGAUGGAUCAAAGAAAAUUAAAGGGUGCUGGGAUUCCAUUCAUGUUGUUGAAGUUCAAGAGAAGUCUAGUGGUCGAAGUGCACACUAUAAAUUAACAUCCACAGUUAUGUUGUGGCUUCAAACAAAUAAGUCAGGUUCUGGAACUAUGAACUUAGGAGGUAGUCUUACUAGACAGAUUGAAAGCGAUUCAAAUGUUAAUGAAGCUAAUCCUCACAUUGCAAAUAUUGGAAAACUAGUAGAAGACAUGGAGAACAAAAUCCGCAAUACCCUAAAUGAAAUCUAUUUUGGCAAAACCAAAGACAUUGUGAAUGGACUGCGGUCUGUGCAGUCCCUCACUGAGCAAAGACAGCAAGCUGACCUUAGAAAUGACUUGGCCAAAGCUUUGCAGAAAAGGCAAGCCAAGGGAAGUGAUAUCUGAGCAGACAAUUCAAACAAAAACUUUCAACAUUUUCUGCAUUUCAGAAAAUGUUAUUUAUGUUUAUGCGUUUAUUUUAAAUAAUUCAGAGGUUUAAAUGGUGUGGCCAUUGUAUUAUACAUAAAACAAAUGUGUUAUGAAAUCCUUUUUUUACUACUUUUGUUUGCAUCCGGUGGACUUUAAAAAUUUCUAUUUGUUAUUACAAAUAUUCGUUUCGUCCAUUCAACAUCUCUUUUAAAAAUAUUUUCAUUUAAUAGAAUCUUAUGUAUGUAAAUUUGUAAAAUAUUCUUUCUAGAAUUUUUAUGAUAUUAUGCAUAUAUUUUGUUUGAAUAUUUGCUGAAAUACUUUCAAUUUUCUAAUUUCAAACUUUCUCAUCAAAAAUUUGAAAACUGUGAGUAAAAUCAUUUUUUUUUU
This is a messenger RNA of Argiope bruennichi, 1423 nucleotides long. RefSeq names its product F-actin-capping protein subunit beta (gene cpb). Gene Ontology annotation, cellular component: F-actin capping protein complex; cytoplasm. The record is from RefSeq and is a predicted model, not a curated record. Bases 182 to 1012 code for a protein of 276 amino acids. Gene Ontology annotation, biological process: barbed-end actin filament capping; actin cytoskeleton organization; negative regulation of filopodium assembly. The transcript is spliced from 7 exons. Gene Ontology annotation, molecular function: actin filament binding. NCBI's taxonomy places the organism in Eukaryota, Metazoa, Arthropoda, Arachnida, Araneae, Araneidae.